UUCUGGUCUGUUUUAUUUUGUUGUUUUUUAUAUUUAUAUUAAAAAAAAUGACCUGGCGACACUAUUGCGUUUACAUACUCCAUAUAUUAGCAUUUAUGUUCUUUUUGUUUUAGAAUACGUAAGAAGCAUUGGUAAAGAACAUCUUUAAAAGAUGGCCGAAGGAAAUCCUAAUCCAGAUAUAAAGUACACACAGUUGUUUAUCAACAAUGAAUGGGUAAAUGCAGCAAGUGGAAAAACCUUCCCUACAAUUAAUCCAUGCAAUGGAAAAGUUAUCUGUCAAAUACAGGAAGGGGAUAAGGUGGAUGUAGACAAAGCUGUUGUAGCAGCAAAAAAUGCAUUUAAACUUAAAUCUGAAUGGAGAACUAUGGAUGCUUCAAAAAGAGGAAGACUAAUAGCCAAGCUAGCAGAUUUAUUAGAAAGGGACAUAUCUCAGUUAGCGAGUCUGGAAACACUCGACAAUGGCAAACCUUUUGCAGACUCAGUUAGUGACGUUGAGCAUUGUGUGGAUGUGUUGAGAUAUUAUGCUGGCUGGACGGACAAAAUAUGUGGAAAAACAAUUCCUGCAGACGGCGGGGUAUAUUGUUUUACGCAACAUGAACCUGUUGGUGUAUGUGGACAGAUUAUACCAUGGAAUUUUCCCCUAUCGAUGAUGAUUUGGAAAUUGGGGCCAGCACUUGCAACUGGUUGCACAAUUGUUUUAAAACCAGCAGAGCAAACACCUCUCACUGCUUUGCAUUGCUGUGCUUUGGUAAAAGAGGCUGAAUUUCCUCCUGGAGUACUGAAUGUCAUCCCGGGCUAUGGACCAACAGCGGGUGGUGCGAUCUCAUCACAUAUGGAUAUUGAUAAAGUGGCAUUCACUGGAUCUGUGGAGGUUGGACACAUAGUAAUGGAAGCAGCAGCUAAAUCAAAUUUGAAGAGAGUAACAUUGGAACUUGGUGGAAAAAGUCCAUUGAUUAUCUUCCCAGAUGUUGAUAUACCCUGGGCUGCUGAAGUUGCGCACGCUGCCUUGUUUGCCAACCAUGGUCAAAACUGUUGUGCUGGCUCACGUACUUUUGUCCACGAAGAUAUUUAUGAAGAAUUUGUUGCGAAGGCUGUUGAAAUGGCUGCUCAGCGAAAGGUUGGCGAUCCAUGGAAGAAGGAAACAGAGCAGGGUCCUUUGGUGGACAAAGCCCAAUACGAAAAAGUGCUUGGUAUGAUCAACUCUGGGAAAAGCGAAGGUGCUACCUUGAAAUGUGGUGGAAGCAAUAUUGGUGAUGAAGGUUAUUUUGUCCAGCCUACUGUGUUUGCGGAUGUUUCCGACAAAAUGAAGAUAGCCAGAGAGGAGAUAUUUGGGCCAGUUCAAUCUAUCCUGAAAUUUAAAACCGUUGACGAAGUUAUUGAAAGAGCGAAUGACACAACGUUUGGUUUAGCAGCUGGUGUGUUGACUAACGAUAUUAACAAGGCAAUGAAAAUAGUGAAAGGUGUCCAGGCUGGUUCAGUAUGGGUUAACACAUACGACUAUGUCACUGCGCAAACUCCAUUUGGUGGAUUCAAAAAAUCGGGACAAGGAAGGGAACUUGGCGAGUAUGCUUUGAAGGAGUACACAGAAGUGAAAACAGUCACAAUGAAGCUAAAAGACGCAUGUUGAAAAUAACGCAGAGAUCAUAUUUUAUAUACUAUUUUCGUUUGUUGUUUUUUUUACUUCUUUUUUGUUCUUAUUUUAUAAGUUAGUUUAGCCGUUUAAUUGUUUGUUUUUUUGUUGUGUUCGCUGCAAAUUAUUUUCAAGAAAACUUUACAUGUACUGUGUGGAAUAUUAUUAUAACUUUGUUAAUUUUCAACACAGUUUCACAUAAAUAUAUCUUUUUCUAACACCUACAUAACUUUAACAUAGAGACAAUAUCGAAAAGUUUAGAAUAAAUAAAACUUUUUCUGUGGAAAUACGUUUAGGACCGGCUAUUGGUUUUGUUUAUUUUGUAAAAAAAAUUAUUUCAUUUUAAAAAUAUAUAUUUUCUUAUAUUUCUUUUA
Messenger RNA from Hydractinia symbiolongicarpus, 2004 nucleotides. Its product is annotated as aldehyde dehydrogenase X, mitochondrial-like. Lineage: Eukaryota; Metazoa; Cnidaria; Hydrozoa; Anthoathecata; Hydractiniidae. The transcript has 14 exons. Bases 152 to 1627 code for a protein of 491 amino acids. Gene Ontology annotation, molecular function: aldehyde dehydrogenase (NAD+) activity. The record is from RefSeq and is a predicted model, not a curated record.